UUGCCGAGGAUCCGUAGUAUCGUAUUGUGCGCUCAGCUGUGUUCGUGUGUGCUGUCAAAGGUGCACAUAGUGUUACGCGUCGUCUGUCGUUAUUUAGUUUUCAAACUGUGGUGCGAGAUGGAACCGCCAGGCGGGAGGGAUUCCCGUUUCAACAUGAGUUAUAGCAUGAACUUGUUGAGCGGCGAAACGCCACCAGAGAUAUAUGGAAAUCCUAACCUCGGUCGACCGUCUACAAGUUUGCAACAGUUGUCGCCGCGUCAUACGAUGGUUUCUAGUGCAUGUGGCGGUCGUGGAGGCAUGAAAAACGACGUUUGUUACGACGACAGGGGUAUGUCUUCCCAGGGAAUGGGCCUGGAAUCCUGUGUCAACGACAUGAACGAAGACACUUACAACUCCCUGCAGUCGAAGAAAUCGCCGCCGAGCAACGGCAAGAAGACGAAGGGUAGAGUCAAGAUCAAAAUGGAAUACAUCGAGAAUAAAUUACGUCGGUAUACGACGUUUUCAAAGAGGAAGACUGGGAUUAUGAAAAAGGCCUAUGAGCUUUCAACCCUAACCGGCACCCAAGUGAUGCUGCUGGUCGCAUCAGAAACGGGACACGUCUACACCUUUGCCACCCGCAAGCUUCAGCCUAUGAUCACCAGCGAAGCAGGCAAGGCUCUAAUCCAGACGUGCCUCAAUUCCCCGGAUCCGCCAGCCGGCUCAUCUUCCGGGGACCAAAGAAUGUCAGCAACUGGAUUCGAGGAGACGGAACUGACGUACAACAUCAGCGACGAGGACUCCAAAGAUGAGAAUAUGUCAGGUGGUGAUUCCAGUGGCGAUUCCAGUGAUGGAGAAAAUGGAGAUGCGGAUAACCCCCUCCAACUUUACAUCCCCCCAGAAAUAUCAAUCAAGGCAACCAGCAGUUCCCCAGACUCAUCUCACCCACCAGCCAAAACUUCGAGGAUGUCGUCUGAGUCAUCAUCCACCAGCACAUCCUACUCUUCUGCAAACAACGUCACAUCCACGAGCACCAAACCCACGUCUUCCUCUGCUUCCUCCAAUACCAACCCCCCACCUCUUAUUUCCCCCUUAGUUUAUCAAACCCCACAAGGUAUGAUGUAUGCACAACCUAAUGGAAACGGAGUUCUAUUCAGCUUAGCUCAUGCAGAUCCCAGUUCCAAUCAACCACAAUUUAUCACCAUACCAUUGUCUAUGGUAACUGCCAAUGGUCAAGGGGAGCUUGACCUAUCCAAGAGGAAAACGCGCAAUCCUACCAAAGAUGAUUCUAAUGACAUAAGUUAGUAGUAUAUUUUACUCCGUUUUAUUCUCAGACGAUGCACAAUUGCGACAGAAUUCGUUGAAUUUUGGAUGAGCUCCGAACAAAAUAACAACAAAAAUCCUCAAACUAAGAUUUAAAUUACAUCAUUUGUAACUUCGUUUUGAACAACCGAUAAAAAAAGUUAUGUUAGUGUUGAUGAUUUCAAAUUCAGUAAUCAAACUGCUUCAUUUGUAAGGAGCUUUCCAUUUGGAUGAAUUCGAUACAUCUACAGGCUGUGUCUUCCAAUUUCGUUUAUGCUAGGAAAUAGUGAAAUAGAUUCAUACUGCCUGAACCCCCAAGGUUCAUGAAGGAAUCAUAUACCGUUUCAUUGCAAUGUAAAGAGACUUGACUUUCCACUUGUCUAUAUGUUCGAAUUGCAGAUAUACAUAAGGUACCUAUUUCAUGGACUAAUGCUUCACUUCAGAUUAGAAUCAAGAAAUUGGCGAGUAUAUGUAGGUGAAAAAGGAAAAGGAUUCAGUAAAAGUUGAAUUAUCUUUGGAUUGAGUGAAUUACUCAGAAAAUUAAUGAAUGUUUAUACCUACUUAUAAUCGUAGAGAAUCUUAAACCAUCAGUAUAAUUUACUCGGCAUUGGUUUAACAACCUAUUCAAAUAAAUAAACUACAUACUUAGUACGUAGUAGUUAACAGAAACAACUUGACAUUUUGAAGUUUUUUCUAGCAAUGAGUUAAGGGAAUAUAUAACCCUAGUUAAAGAGUUUUUUCCUCUUCAAUGGUUAGAGAAACGAUGGAUUCUGCUAACUUAGAGUUAAGCCAGCAAAAUCCAGGUUUUAAAAAAAACUGGAAAUGGUAAAAAGGAAUAAUAUUCCUUAAACCUUAUAUAAUUAUUAAAUUAGCUGUUCGUAUCUGUUAGCUUGACAUUAAGCUAAUUGGCAGUGGGUUCAAACAAGAACUCGAAAUAAGCCUAUAAUGGUUGAUAAAUAUUCUAUCAAGACGUUUGGUUCUGGCAGUUAUGCUAGCUUUACGUUGAACUAACAGAACCCGAUAUUUCUGCAACAAUUGAAAAGCACUAGAGUCAUAAAUUAGCGCAGAAUUGAGUCCAGAAAUAAAAUCCAAAAUACCAGGAUGAAACUGCAAUCAAAAUGCCCAGUGCAAUGACAGUAGGUCAUUGAAAAAUGGAGUUAACUUAUUUUGAAGUGGUAGUUCUAUCGAAAUACCUUAAAUUUCAAAAGAAUACGCCGACCAAGUAUCGGUGUUAUUUGCUGUGCGAGUGAAACAUCCUCCCUGCAGUAGAAUUCCUGCAUUAUAGAUCUCAUUGACAGAAAACUGAGCACGAAUCGUCUGAAAUAAUGUUAUUUCAAUUUUAUGCUGUAUUUGAAAUAUUUCCAGAUGAGGAACCGCUGAAUUCACAUAAAAGAAUCUAAUAAACUUCGUUGAGAUUUUGCCAAAGUUCGAAAAAUAACAUCAAACUUCUGUUGUAGGCUUAGAUAGUCUGUAAAUAAACCUAACUUGACUACAAUGUUCAAUGUUUGGAGAAAAUAUCGCAUGUGUUAACGUUUGCCAACCACUAGUAACGUCCAUUUUUAGAACUACCGUGUUUCAUCAUUGGGCUAAAUAUACUGAAACGGAAGAGAUCAUUCAAUAAGAGCAUACGGAAAA
Coccinella septempunctata (seven-spotted ladybird) is the source of this 2913-nucleotide messenger RNA. It is a transcript of the gene bs, whose product is annotated as serum response factor homolog. Gene Ontology annotation, biological process: positive regulation of transcription by RNA polymerase II. NCBI's taxonomy places the organism in Eukaryota, Metazoa, Arthropoda, Insecta, Coleoptera, Coccinellidae. The record is from RefSeq and is a predicted model, not a curated record. Gene Ontology annotation, molecular function: DNA-binding transcription factor activity, RNA polymerase II-specific; protein dimerization activity; RNA polymerase II cis-regulatory region sequence-specific DNA binding. The coding region runs from base 118 to 1281 and encodes 387 amino acids. The transcript has 3 exons.